Molecule: messenger RNA, 1091 nt
Organism: Helianthus annuus (common sunflower)
Lineage: Eukaryota; Viridiplantae; Streptophyta; Magnoliopsida; Asterales; Asteraceae
Product: phosphoglycerate mutase-like protein AT74
Exons: 2
Coding region: 116-997 (293 amino acids)
Molecular function (GO): phosphatase activity
Source: RefSeq, a predicted model, not a curated record
AAACAAAUAAUAAAACCUUCAUUAUGAUAUAAAAAUCCAACCGUGUUUUUCGUGAUCCGCACAAACUGUUCCUUCAUAAUUUCAUUCCAAACUUCGAUCCCAUCGAGAUCAGAAAAUGAUGAAACAAGGAGUAACAACAAUAACAACAGACCAAACCAAACUCCUUCCAAAAAGAAUAAUCCUGGUCCGCCAUGGGGAAAGUGAAGGUAACAUCGAUGGUUCUGCUUAUUCCACCACCCCCGACUACAAGAUCCCACUUACCCCUCAAGGAAUCGCCCAAGCCAACCAAGCUGGAACCCAGAUCAGAACUGUUAUCUCCAGCUCAGGUGCCACCCCGAAUUGGAAAGUCUUCUUUUAUGUAUCGCCUUACGAACGAUCGCGGUCCAGUCUUAUGGGAAUCGUAAGAUCGUUCCCGAAGAACACCGUGAUCGGGGUUAGAGAGGAAUGUAGGAUCAGGGAACAGGAUUUUGGGAAUUUUCAGGUUGCUGAAAGGAUGAAGAUUGUUAAGGAGACUAGAGAGAGGUUUGGUAGGUUUUUCUACCGGUUUCCUGAGGGUGAAUCGGCUGCAGAUGUCUACGAUCGUGUUUCGAGUUUUCUUGAAUCAUUAUGGCGCGAUAUAGACAUGAACAGGCUUAACCAUGAUCCAGCUGAUGAUCUAAAUCUUAUAAUAGUGUCACAUGGGUUAGCUUCACGUGUAUUUCUAAUGAAAUGGUUCAAAUGGACUGUUGAACAGUUUGAGCGUUUGAACAAUUUCGACAACUGCGAGUUUCGAGUUCUACAACUAGGAGAUGGCGGCGAAUAUAGUUUGGCUGUUUAUCAUUCCGAAGAAGAGAUGCAAGAAUGGGGAUUGUCUCCGGAGAUGAUCGCUGAUCAAAAGUGGCGAGCCCGAGCCACUAGAGGGGAUUGGAAUGAGAAAUGUCCGUGGUACCUUAACGUCUUCUUUGAUGAUCUAGGAAUAGAUUCGGAUGAUGGUGAGAAUCAACACAACUCCUCAUAAAUUUUCUUAAAUUGUAUUAAGUUAAAUGCAUUAAAAGAAAAUUAUAAAACAAUGUCACUUCUUUUUAAUAGUAUUGUUAUGUUUUAGUUUAACA